This is a messenger RNA of Porites evermanni, 2906 nucleotides long. Lineage: Eukaryota; Metazoa; Cnidaria; Anthozoa; Scleractinia; Poritidae. The record is from the annotation of a GenBank genome assembly.
AUGCGUUUGAUUGAGGUUAAAGAAAGAGCCAGAGUUUCCGAGGAACAAAAAAGAAUUCAAUCAUCGGAGAGUGGUGCACGUGAAGAAGAGGUUCUGGCGUGAAAACACGAUGUAAGUAGACUUGCUACUGACUACUGUAUUUUGUUAUACUACAACUGUAAGCUUGAAUGGGCUUGCUUUCUGGUUUUUAUUUUUUAUUUCUACUCAAGCUUAUUAACAAUUAUUCCUCUGCAUCAAUAGCCCAUCAGGCAGAAGGCCGAAUGGGCUAUUGACUCGGAGGCCAUGAGGGUGAGAGGAAUAAUUAUUGAUUUAGUAAAAUCCAACGAGUUGGUCAAAAAUAUCGAGACAAAACAAGUUUAGCUAACAAAAGGCGAUUCAGCCGCGAUUGUUUUGGUUUUCGAAGCCAGUGCUUUUCACUUCUAGUGAGCGAUAACAUAUAGCUUAGUAGUAGCUCAACCAAUCAGAACCCAGAAUUGAUAAUAGACCACUAGCUGGAUUUUGCUAAAUAUACAUACAGCUAUUUCGAGAAAGGUUGUCGCAAAAAGUGCACGCGACAAUCCCCUGUUUUUUUUACUUUAUUAAUCCGCAAAGGCGGUAACCAUCGCGCGGAUACGUUCUUCGAAGAAAUGUGAAAGAAUGGCACGAGAGGUCUUGGACGUCUGUUUGUGAUUACUAAAACAAAGCAACAAAAGUAGGUUCAACAGCUCAGUACGUCAGGAAUAGUGUAUUGACCAACAUCCCAUAUUACCUUUUGGGAUUGUCACAUGCACAUUUUUUCCGACAACCUUUCUUGAAAUAGCUGUAUACCUAGCCUGCGGGAACAUCCAGUGUUUUAGAAGCGACGACCGCAAAUACAUUGGCCUUUUACUUUUAGGGGACCGUAGCUUUAUAGAGGAAAACGCUUACUGAAUGCAUGAGCAAAAUGACGAGUUUAUGCAAGAAUGUGACGAAUUUAUAUGCCAAAUGUAAAAUGUGGAAUGAGAAAAAAAACAUGAAUUUAUUUUAGUUGUUUUCUGCAUUAUUCUUGAAUCUAUUGUGAAUCUAUGGUAAAUUGCCUAAAAUCCCAAAAAUUAGAAAGAAAUGUCCCGACUGUGACACUCAUGGUUCGUGGCUAAAAGAUGCUUUCAAGAAUGACCAGUAUUUGCACUUCAUUUGUUCUUUUUUGUCGAACUGAUAUGACAUUAUUUUUUUUGUCAUUUUAAACUUGUCAUUUUGCUUGUGCCCUUUCUUGUUUUCCUCUUCUAAGCUAUGGUCCCCUAAAAGUAACGAAAGCCAAUACUUCUGCGGUUCUCAGGUUAACAUAAUAACAAGCACUCUAAAUUUGAGAUUUCUUAUUUUAAGAAAAAAACUUAAAACAAAUCAUAGAAUAAGAUUUUGUUCUCGCAAGUUCAAACUGCCUGUUUAUUAUCAUAUGAUUAUAGAUUUUGUUUUAAAUUUUCUUGUAAAAUAAGAAAACUUAUUCUUAAAUUGAGAGAUUUGGAGCAAUCUUAAAUUUAAAGUGAAGUCCUUUGACUUGACUUGAGUUUUAAGUUUCCAGUAUACCACAGGAAAGCCAAGUUCGGUGUAUAAAUAAUAAUAAUAACUAGGAGUAAUCAGAGCUUAGGAGAGUGCGUUCGAUAUGUGUUUGUUAGGCAUACAGGUAGCAGUUGAGGGGAGGGAUGGAUGGUUGUUGCGAUGAUCAUGGCCUAUUUUAAAUGUAAGGAUUGCUUUUAGCAAAACCUCCAUUCAAACAGUAAAUCAUUAUGAAAAAGUCUUGAAGGCUAGUAAUAUCGUAUGGUUCAUCUCAACAAGUGCUGUAAUUUGGUCGACUGUGUUGAUUUCAGUGACUUGAGUGAAGCUACUGUAGGCUGUUUAUAAGUUUUUCCAAAUAAAUAACAUAGACCUCAGAUGUUCAUUUGUCUGGUGCCGAAAAUAUCACAAGUCACGUUGAAAUGGCGCCGUCGAGCUUGACAUCUUAGUAGAUUUACUCUGUGGCACAACGGCGACCGAGCUUCACAACUCGGUAGAUUUACUUUCUAGCACAUCGGCUGCCAAGCUACACAACUCGGUAGAUUUACUUUGUGGCACAACAUCUGCCAAGCUACACAACGGUAAAUGCUUGUUUCCAUCUCAUACUGCCCUUGGAGAGAAGGUGGGAGGGGGUGUGGGGGAGAACUAUUUGCCACAAGAAAGUUCAACAGUCCUUUCAAAAAGUUCAAAACUUGCCUGAGCUCCCCCAAUAACACCUGUUGUACAGGCAACUUCUCUCUGGGCAAGGUUGUGAUUUUUCCCUUUGCCCCCAUCUGGUAUCCCAACCCCCCUUCGAGGUAAUUCCCUUAAGUCCCUUAUACACCUUUUGCUACAAGAAAAAUUUACCCCUUGCACAUACCUACUUAACUUAUCCUUGGCAUGAAGAUAUCACUGAUAGUAAGAGUAAGUCUCCUUAUCCUUCACCCCAAUCCUUUUUAUUCAAAAUUGGACUAGCACAAAAUAUUUUGUACCAGUUUAAUAUAUUCUGUACUGGUACAAAAACAAAUUGUACCAAAGUGCAAACUGAACUACAACACUUACACCUGAAGCCCCCUGCUUCCUUUGAAAACUGAUUCACAAAUCAAAAUAUAGAUACUUAACUCACUUCACAGUAAUACAUGAUCAGUGGGGCUAUUGUCUUCAAAUAAGAGAUUUUCAAAAGUAAUCAGGAAAAAGACCACAGAGUUUUUUAUUCAUAUAUCAGAGAGAAACUGUACUUACUAGAGGUUUUUCAAUCAGACCCAUUAGCGUCUUCACACAAAGUUAUGUGGGAGGACCAAACUAUACAAUUUGAUGGCAUGCCAUAUUUUGUACUUGGCCAGAAGAUUUUUGACUGUCGAAAUGGAAAAGAUAGAAAGGAAGCAUGCAGGAAACAGAAAGUAAGUAAAAGUAAGUAA